AUGGCCGCCCAGGCGCGGUCGGCCCCGAAGAUGCGGACGGCGACGCUGACGACGCGCGAGGACACGCUGACGACCCUCGAGCGGCCGCGGCGGCCCAUCGAGGAGAUGGAGCAGCGCCGCGCCCAGGAGGCGAAGAUCGAGGACACGCAGAAGCGGAACGCGGAGGUCUUUAGUUCGACGCAGCGCGCGCUCUGGGAGCAGAAGACGUUCGGGGUCAUCAAGAACCGCGUGCGGAACAACCGCAUCCGCGGCCUCAGCGACCAGCACGAGCGGGCGCUGACGGAGCGGCGGAACCGGUUGGCCUCCCUCUUAGCCGCCGACAGCGCGGAGUGGCGCCGCGAGGUCGAGAUGUUCGGCGACACCAUCGAGGUCCGGAAGCAGCGCCUCAGCGACCGCGCCUACGCUUUGGGCGAGCGCCGCGAGAAGGAGCGCCAGGCCAACGUCGACGAGUGCUUCCGGCGCCAGCGCCGCCUGGCCUGCGACGACGUCCGGUCCCGCGACAGCCAGGCCGUCUUGGAAAUGGUCGCCGAGAGCCGCAAGGACCAGAUCCUCGAGAAGCAGCAGCGCCUCGAGGUGGAGGCGAAGGACGAGGAGGACUACGUCGUCAAGUGGCGCGCCCAAUUGGAGGCCGCCGAUAAAGUAGAAGCGGACAAGAUCGCGUUCCAGAUCUCGCGCCAGUUCGCCGUCAAGGACGUGCUCGACGAGCAGGUCAAGGACCUGCGCCGCCGCAAGGAGGCCUGCCAGGAGAAGCGCAUGGACGACGCGAAGCGGGAAUUAGAAGAGUGGAAGGUCGCCAUGGACGCGGAGAAGAAAGCCGUCGCGGACGCGCGCGAGGACGCGCGGCGCCGCGGCGCGGACGUCGCGGGCUUCAACAACGUCUUCGACCGGCGGCGCGCCAAGGUCAAGGCCGAGACCAUGGCCCACGACCUCACGCUCCUCGACUACGCGCUCCGCUGCGAGAAGGCCGACGACGCCAAGGACGAGGCCAAGGUCGCGCACGAGAAGGAGAUGGCGCUCCGCUACAAGUCCUAUCUCGACGGCUUCGAGAAGGUCAAGGAGGUCGACGAGGCGCGCGUCAACGCGGACCGCCUCGUCAUCGAGAACCGCAUCUGGGAGGCCAAGGACAAGGAGCAGCGCGACCAGAUCGAGGCGCGCCUCUACUUGAUGGCCCAGGUGGACCUCGGCCGCAAGCAGCAGAUGGCGGACAAGGCCCAGGCCGCCAUCGAGGAGCGCGCGGCCUACGGCGCGGAGAUCCAGGCCAUCCGCGACCAGCAGGAGGCCGCGAACCGCGACGAGGACCGGAAGCGCGAUUUACGCCUCAGAGCCGCGCGCGCGAACCAGGCGGGCGUGCGCCAGCUCAUGGUGUCCAACGCCAAGGCGCGGGCCGAGGCGAAGCAGGCCGAGUACCUCGAGGCGCGCCUCAUGGACAAGGUCGAGAUGGCCCACGCGAAGAGCGUCGCGAACGAGGGCGGCAUCGUCAACACGCACCACCCCCUCCAGUCGACGAAGUGUGCCGUCAUGGCGCGCCUCCUGAACAAGAUGAUGGACGUGCAGCGGACGCUCGAGGCCGAGAUCGACGCGUCCAUGGGCCUCAAUCUCACGACGACAACAACAUCGCCGGACGACGCGCCCGUCGCGGCGCCGCCGACGGCCGACGCGCCGCCCGGAGAACCCAACGGCGCCGGCCACGACGACGCGCUGCGGCGGGCCCUCGCGGGCAAGGAGGCGGAGCGCGAGGAGCUUCUAGCCGAGGGCACGGAGCUCGCGGCGAAGCUCGGCGCCGCGGAGCGCCGAAACAAGGCGCUCAAGGCCGACCGCGACGACAAGGCGGACGCCGUCGCGCGCCUCGAGGCCGCGCUCGCGAAGAACGAGUCCGGCGACGGCGGCGCGGCGGCCCUGCGCUGCGCCGACCUCGAGGGGCAGGUCGCGGGCCUCGAGCGCCGCGUCGCGUCGCUGCAGGCCGAGAGCGUCGGCCUGAAAAAGGUCGUCGCCGCGGCCGCGGCGGCGCGCGACGACGCCGCGCGGAGCCGGAGCGCGCUCGAGGCGAGCGAGCGCGCGAAGGCGGCGCUCGAGAGCGACCUCGCGAGCGCCCGGGCGCUCACGGGCGAGCUCCGGGCGGAGCGCGACGACUUCCGCGCGCUGUGGGAGCGCGCGGCCGAGGCCGCGCCCGCGCCGGACGGCGGGGACGUCGCGGCGGCCCACGCGGAGGCCCUGGAGGCCGCGGAGGCGCGGGCGCGGGCGCGCGUCGACGACGCGGAGCGGUCCGCGGCCGCGAAAGUCGCCGCCGCGCGCGAGGCGCAGCGGACCGCGGAGCGCGAAAGAGACCUGCUCCGCGACGACGCGGACCGGGCCGCGGCGGCGGCCGCGGCGGCCCCGGAAGUGGACGCCGACGACCUCGCCGCGCGCCUCCACAAAACGGAGCUCGAGCGCGACGCCAUGGAGCGGAGUUUGCGCGAGGCCGUCGCCGACGCGGCCAAAGCCAAGCGCGCGCUCCGCGCGCCGGCGGCCGCGGCGCCCGACGCCGCGCAGCACGCGGCCUGGAGGGCCGAGCAGCGGGGCCGCGCGGCGGAGACGGACGAGCUGCGCGCGCGCCUCGAGGCCGCGGACAGCGAGCGGCGCGUGCUGCAGGUCAAGCUCGCGCGGGCGCUCGACGACGCGGGCGACGCCAAGGACGCGCUGCACGGCGCCACGGCCGCGCAGGCCCGGGAGGUGGAGCUCCUCCAGACGGAGCUCGCGGCGACGCGCGACGACCUGCGCGACGUCAAGGCGUCGUUCCACAAGACGCUCGAGGUGCUCGUCGCGGACGACGGCGCGGGGCCCGCCAAGCCCCGCCGCGACGACGCGCCCGAGUCGACGGCGUCGCCGCCGGCGGCCCUCGCCGAGGAGCCCGCGUCGCCGCCCCGCGACCGGACGCAGACGGACACGCUCCCCUAUGGACUAAGCGCGCUGCAGCUGCGCCGCGAGUUCCUCGACCACUGGCUCGCGCUCGACGCGCUCGUGUGCUGCGUCGACGGCAAGCACGUGCGCCUCCAGUCGCACGGGGCGACACAGCACGGCGCGCUGUCGCUCGGGCUGCACUGGGAUGGCAUCUGUGCCUCCAUCGCCGAGUACCAGCGCCUUCAGCUCGCUCACCCCGAGCUGCCCGAUCUCCCGGCGUCGACGACGCUCGAGGACUUCAAGGAGCUCAUCCUCAACGGCAAGCUGCCCGUCGAACAGUGGCGCGCUGUGUACUCCGACCUGGGCAUCGACUUGGUGCUCGUGGCCGCGCCCGCGGACAUGAACCGCGAGGCCAUGCUCGGCGGCGCGAACAUCUUCGCGGCGGACAUCUUCAAGGUCCAGCCGCAGAGCCUCUACGAGCUGACGGCCGUCCUCGCGGGGCAGGAGGUCGUCGCGGCCAUGCGCGUGGGCGACAAGUUCGUGGAGGUGCGCUUCUACCACGCGGUCGGCGCGCUCAAGCGCCACCGCGCGGGGCUCGUCGUCUCGCAGCUCAUCCCCAAGGGCAAGGCGCCGCAGGCGCGCGCCGCCGCCCUGGCGGCGCUCCGCUGCCGCGCCGAGGGCGCCACGGGCCUCCUCGACGAGGCCUUCGGGUCCGACGCGUCGCUCGCGGGCCUCCUCGGCGACGGCGGCGGCUUCGACGAGUCGCUGCUGACCCUCGACGACGCGCUCGCGGACACGUCGCUGAUCUUCGACGGCGCCGUGGCCCUGGGCGACGACGCGGCGCUGCUCCUCGGCCUCGACGAGCCCGGCGACUCGCUGUUCGCCUCGACCGCCGCGGACGUCGACGCGGCGCUGGACCCGGGCGCCGCGCGCACGCUGCAGCUGGCGCACACGAGCGACCUCGCGCGCGCCCGGUACGUGCCGGCCGCCGACCGCCAGGCGUCGGAUCCCGAGGCCUACGAGAAGUGGCGCGCGCACCAGGCCAAGAAGGCGCGUAUCCGACUCGCCCGGCUCAAGGCGUCGGAUCCCGAGGCCUACGAGAAGUGGCGCGCGCACCAGGCCAAGAAGGCGCGUAUCCGACUCGCCCGGCUCAAGGCGUCGGAUCCCGAGGGCUACGAGAAGUGGCGCGCCCACAAGAACGAGCUGAAGUACAACCGCCGCCACGGCGGCGCGCCGCCGCGGCCGUACGUGGACAAGCGCGCGAGCGGACUGAAGUGCAACGGGGUUUUGUUGAACACGCCGCUUGCCAUGAGCGUCGACGACAUCCGCGCGCGCACGAACGCUCGAAGGCGGCAUUUAGAAACGGACCGCAAAAACAAUGUCGGCUGUGAGGGCCAGGCGACGCACAUGUGUGCUAUUUGUCAUCGGCCGUUCAAGUCGCCGCGCGGUUUGAGCAUCCAUUUGGCGAAGUCCGAGUCCUGCCAGGAUCUUAUCCGCGCCUCCGCGCCGCCGCCGCCCUUCGGCGCGCCGCCGCCCUUCGGCGCGCCGCCCUUCGGCGCGCCGCCCUUCGGCGCGCCGCCGCCCUUCGGCGUGCCGCCGCCCUUCGGCGCGCCGCCCUUCGGCGCGCCGCCGCCCUUCGGCGCGCCGCCGCCCUUCGGCGCGCCGCCGCCCUUCGGCGCGCCGCCGCCGCCCGCGCCGCCGCCGCCGCCACCGCCGCCGCCGCGGGCCCUGCCGCCGCCGAAGAAGGCGAAGAAUUCCGAAACCACCAUGGUCAAGGAGAACCCCGUGGCGCGGCGCACGCGCGCGCGGUCGCCCUUCGAGCCUUCCGGCGGCGGGCCGGGCCGCGGGCGCGUCUUCCGGCAGGCGGGCCUCCUGGAGCUCGUCGCCGAGUUCGCGGGCUCGACGCGGCACGUCGCGUCCUUGGACCGCGCGGCUCGGGCGACGGGCUCGGCCGUCGCCGAGCGCUUCGCGGCGCACUAUUUGUACGUGUUCCCCAUGGAGCGGGGCGACCAGAAGCCGCCCAUGGCGCCCAUGGCCGGCGCGCGGCUCCACCUCGGGACGCACCGCUGGGAGCGGGUCGAGGGCGUCGCCGCGGCGCCGCCGGAGCCCGGCGCCGAGGAGCCCGGCUCCGCGUUCAUCCCCGAGAUGGCCGCCGUCGCGAGCGCGGGCGACCGCCGCGGCGAGCGCAUGCGCUUCUACACGCAGUGCGCGUCCUACGCGCCCCUGGAUUCCCACUACGAGUUCGACCCGGAGACGGAUCGCUGGUCGCCGCGGCCGCGGCUCAGCGACGCCGCGGAGCGGAGCGGCGAGGUCGUCGUGCGCCUCUCGGCCUUCAAGACCGUCGGCGACGACCUCUACGUUUUAGGCGGCGUCGACGGGACCUUCGCGCCGUCCGCGGCCGUGCGGCGGUGCCGGGGCGGCGUCUGGUCAGACGUCGCGUCGAUGCGGACGGCGCGCUUCGCCGCGUGCGCCGUCGCCGUGGGCCGCGCGGGUCUCGUGGUCCUCGGGGGCUACGCGCGGACCUUCGGCGAGGGCAACGCGCAGUCGCGGAGCGCGGAGCGCUACGACGUCGCGGCGGACGCGUGGCGCGAGCUGCCGGAUCUUUUGCCGGACGGCGGCGACGCGCGGGAGGGCGACCUGCUGACCGCGGAGGUCCGCGGCGCGAUCUACGCCGUCGAGGCCCACUACACGCGGCAGCACCUGGCGCGGGUCCAGCGCCUCGCGCCGGGCGACGCGCGCUGGUCCUUCUGCGCUCGGCUGCCGACGCCGCCGACGGGCGCCGCGCGGCCGCGCGACGACGGCGCCGAGGAGACCUUCGCGACGAACGUGCUUUUGGGGGCGUCGGACACGCUCCUCGCCAUGUCCGGGCGCAUCGACUCCGACGACGCCGUGGCGUCGUCGCCCGUGCUCAUCCAGGGCUACGACGCUUCGCGCGACGAGUGGAGCCCGCUCUACGAGAUCCUCGACCCGGCGCUCGGCUUCACGGCGCUGCUCUUCCACGACGCGGUCUACUUCCCGCUCCGCGGCGCGCGGGAAAGCGCCGCGGACGGCGAGCGCACGGCCAUCGGCUGCUACGACCUCGCGAGCGGCGUCGGCCGCGCGCUCGGGGGCUCCACGCGCCACUGCGACCCGCGCCAGGGGCCGUCCUUCGUCGUCGGCCGCGCGCCCGAGAGGCCGCGCGCGGCGAGCCCGGCGCCGAGCCCCGCGGCGAAGUCGAGCCCCGCGUCGAAGCCCUCGCCGACGGCGAAGCGGCAGAGCAAGCUCGCGGCCGCCCGCCAGCUCCGCGGAACUUAA
Aureococcus anophagefferens is the source of this 6171-nucleotide messenger RNA. RefSeq lists its product as hypothetical. The record is from RefSeq and is a predicted model, not a curated record. The coding region runs from base 1 to 6171 and encodes 2056 amino acids. Gene Ontology annotation, molecular function: protein binding. The transcript has 4 exons. NCBI's taxonomy places the organism in Eukaryota, Pelagophyceae, Pelagomonadales, Pelagomonadaceae.